UGGUGGAAGUGAACUUAAUCCAGCUGUAAAGUGCUGAACCAGUGAAGAGAAUAGCAAGGAUUUUCGAGAGUAGCUGAAAACAACCAGACCGCGCAGUCACCAUGAUGGAAGAAGCAGAUGAUGGCGAUAGCUUCGCUAUACUCAGCGGAGAUGCGGCCUCCAGUCCGGACCGGCACUCGCUGAGGACGAACAGUUUUUCGUCGCAAUCGCACCUGCGUCCGGACGUCCUGGCAGAGGUGUCCCCAUCGGCGGCGUUGGUCUCGCUGACCCUGAACCCGGACGACAGCGGAGACCUCUCGCUGACCAUAGGCAGCCGACCGAAGAGUUUCCUCCUGAUGGACGAGAAGGAAAAUGUCCAACCGAGGUCGGCGGAACAUUUUUGUAAGAAGUUGCGCGUGCAGCCCGAUGCCAAAUUGAAGGUGGUUUCGAUCUUUGGGAACACCGGUGACGGGAAGAGCCACACCAUGAAUCAUGCGUUUUUCGAUGGGGCGGAGGUGUUCAGGACUUCGUCGGAGCAGACCUCGUGCACGUUGGGUAUUUGGGCUUCGUAUCAUCAGCACAACAAUGUCCUUUGCUUGGAUACCGAGGGAUUGCUAGGGGAAACCAUCAACGAAAAUCGACAAAUGCGAAUGCUGCUCAAAGUUCUGGCAAUUUCGGAUAUCGCUAUCUAUAGGACCAGGUCUGAGCGGUUGCGGACGGAUAUGUACAAAUUUUUGGGGACGGCUUCGAGAGCAUUUACGAAGUACUUUUCCGGGGCAUUGCAAUCACUCGGAUCUACAUUGACACCGCAAUCGCUAGGGCCGGCGGUGAUCAUUUUCCAAGAGACGCAGAAUACGGAAAUUUUGAAGGAAAGCUCCGAAGGGAAAACCGAGGAGGAUAUUCUGAGGGAAAGCUUUGCCAAGCAAAAAAUGGAACUGUUGGCAUUUAGCUCGUUGCGGUACGUCGGGGUUCAGACCAGACACCCUCCCACCAACUACGAGCCACUGAGGAUGGCGCUCGAGAAAGAGUUGAAAAAUACAACGGUACGGUCGCCACGGCAACCGAACGUUGUUUUUGAAGCCCUACAGGCACUGAACAGAAAAUUCAACGGAGAACUUUCAUCCCUACCGCACAACACCUUCCCGGAGCAGUAUUUCACCUGUACCACGUUCUGCAAGUCGUGCAACGUGCGCUGCCAGCUCUCGAUGGGCCACCUGGAAACCAAGGAGGACCACAAGUUUUCCGGACCCUGCACCUACCAGCACCAGUACGAGAACAAAGUGUACCUGUGCAACAAGUGCCAUGUCAACGGUCGCCAAGUGGUCGUCAACAUCAAAACGCAAACGAGCAACGAUUCCUCCUGGUUGGGACUGGCCAAGUACGCCUGGAGCGGGUCGGUCAUCGAGUGUCCCCACUGCGGGGAAAUCUACCGCUCCCGGCAGCACUGGUACGGAAACAAAUCCCCAGAACAGACGGCCGUCAGAACCGAAAUCGUGCAUGUGUGGAACGACGGAGGCUUGGCCGUCACUGGUCCCACCCACUCGGCCCAGCUGGUCCUGGAUGGGGUCGCGUAUCUUACCGAUGCGUUCGCCAGUGUCGGAGCGCAACCCACAAACGCAAUCAGAUCCUGGGUAACGGACAAGAUCCGGCCGGCCUACUGGCGACCCGAUAGCGAGAUCAUACAUUGCAAAGGCUGCACGGUCAACUUUGAACGAUUCGACCUCAAGAAGCAUCACUGCCGUAACUGCGGAGAAGGAUUCUGCAGUAAUUGCUCCAAAUAUCGGAUGCCCGUGGUCAGCCGAGGGUGGAGCGAUCCGGUUCGGGUGUGCAGCGGCUGUCGCGAGGAUCUCCAGCGACAGCAGUGGACCAACGGGGACACGAACGGGGGAACUGUUGCAGCCAUGAUUGACGAAGAAAUUGAACAAGAUCUGACGUCUUCUACAGGCAACAAUAACCCCGGCGAUGGGGACGUUCUGGUGCGAAAGUACGGCGAAGUGUUCAUCAAUACGCUGAGCAACCUCGGGGCGGUGCUAGAGUAUCCCAAAGACCUCAUCAAAGAUUCCGCACGGCCCUCCUACUGGGUUCCGGACGCGGAAGCUCCCCGCUGCCACAUCUGCCAGUUGGUGUUCGGGUCGCCCGAGGAAAUCAACUCGUCGAUACCGUUGGUCCGGGCCGAUUCCUCGGUUAAUGGCCAUCGUCAGGCGUCACGGGACGGCGGCAGUACCACGAUGGCCACAUCGCCUUCGCGGUCGUCACCGCAGAACAGUUCGGCCGCCGUGGCCUACCAGGCCAUCGAUCGCCGGCGGCACCACUGCCGGGCCUGUGGCAACGCCAUCUGUGCGGCGUGCUCGGAACAUCGCCAACCGGUGCCGAAACGGGGCUGGCUGAACGAUGUCCGGGUGUGCAACACUUGCUUUUCCAGUGCGGAUUGAACUUCGGCGCCGAAUUUGGAGGUAAAGUUUUAGAAUUUCGGCAAAAAAAUCCAGAAGUGGAAGAUAUUUUCUAAGCUUGAAAGAGUGAGUGGGAGAGAUGGCUUGCGAUUGUGAUUGAGAUUGACAGACAUGGAACUCUAAUUGUGAUAGUUGAUUUAAAGACGUUCGUUUUGGUUUUUGCUUACGUUUUGUUCUUAUUUUUAUGUGCGCCUUCAUACAAGCUUGUUAGCUAGAACGUUUGGCUAUAUUUAGAUCAAAUUUAAGGAAACUUUCGAAAGAGACUGGCCCUUUUUUUUCUUAUUCCCAUUUAUUUCUCAAAAACUUUUUUUUUUGAUUAUUGGCAAAAGCGAAAAAGUACCAUACGAAAGCAUGGAUAUCCUAUUGAGAAUGAAUGUCUUAAAUAUUUGUAAAACAACAACGUAUUCAUAGGAAACGGCACAAAUCCGAAAAUGUAAUUUUCCAAUUAGGAAAUAUAGUAGAAACAUAGUAUCGUUGAUUAUAAAAUAUAUACGUAUAUAAUUAACUGAAAAAUAAAUCGAUUUCCCUUCAUUUUUUA
This is a messenger RNA of Aedes albopictus (Asian tiger mosquito), 2967 nucleotides long. RefSeq names its product zinc finger FYVE domain-containing protein 1. Gene Ontology annotation, cellular component: lipid droplet. NCBI's taxonomy places the organism in Eukaryota, Metazoa, Arthropoda, Insecta, Diptera, Culicidae. Gene Ontology annotation, biological process: lipid droplet formation. Gene Ontology annotation, molecular function: phosphatidylinositol-3,4,5-trisphosphate binding; metal ion binding; phosphatidylinositol-3,4-bisphosphate binding. The record is from RefSeq and is a predicted model, not a curated record.